Pomacea canaliculata is the source of this 11284-nucleotide messenger RNA. RefSeq lists its product as uncharacterized. Lineage: Eukaryota; Metazoa; Mollusca; Gastropoda; Architaenioglossa; Ampullariidae. The record is from RefSeq and is a predicted model, not a curated record. Gene Ontology annotation, molecular function: protein binding.
UUAAACGUCCUUAAUCUUCAGACCCACAAAGUGCAGCUAUGGAAGCCCUGUUGCCGACAUCGUCUUCCUUGUCGACGGUGCAGGAGAAGAGGAUUUAAUGAGAAGCAUCGUGAAUGACCUCGUAACAAACACCAAGAAAAAGGAACUGAACCAAAGCAAAAUGCGGUUCUCUGGCCUAUGUUACUGCAGGAGGCCUCUCGUUUGCUUUGACUGGGACAGCUUCCAGUCACGAGAUGUAGAGGGGAUAGAAAAAGAAACAGCCACCUGCUGUCCCUCAUGUAGGAGCGAAAUGCCACGUCCCACCACCGACGUACACCUGGCGGCCGCCCUGAAUAUGACAAGGACCCAGCUCUUUGCGAACCACAGACCCGGGGCAUCAAAAGUCAUUGUCCUGUUUACGCACACAAACUUUCCCUUUUCUUUGACCAUCACCGAGACCAGACUUCUCAAGUCACAAGGUGUCCGGUUCAUAGCGGUCGGCAUAGGCCAGGAGACCGAUGAUGCCAUACUGCAGGCCUUUACUGACGAUUCCUAUUACAUUGUCCGGUCGAAUGAGACCAACCUGUUGGCUAGUCUGUGGACAAAACUUCACCGUCUUUUAUGCAGAGGUGUCACUAGGAGAGUGAAGAGAGGCAUCACCUGCCCAAGCGACCUGUACUUGACGGCAUCACCAAAAGCACGGUGUGCCGUGGCCACGUGGUGGACUCCUGGGGGAAGCACAGGCGGUCCUUAUGGCGGAAAUAGCGGCGAGUGCUUUCCGGAAGGAAGCAGGACUAUUAGCUACGAGACUUAUGAAGAGAGCGGCUGGUGGAUCUUCAGCUCAACCGACCGCUACACCUGUUCUUUCACAAUACACGUACAAGUUCACCGCUGUCCACAACUGAAUAGUUUUUCUGACGGGACAAGGGACUGUGAUGGCGCAGAACCGAACGUCGAUGGGUCGGUUUGUUCCCAUACCUGUAACGAGGGCUACGAGAUUCACGGAAGUCCCAUCAUACAGUGUUCAGGCACCUCUUGGAACUCGUCUUUUCCCAGUUGUCAGAGGAUCUGCUCUUGGCCCAGUGACCACUGCUGGCCUGGAGAGUGUAACCCGGGAAACCUGGCGGCCAGCUGUACCUGCCGGCCUGGCUUUAGGAGGGUUAACAUCAGCAACGGGGUGCAGUGCCAGUUGGUCACCCCACCAGACCUACUAUUGUGCAAAAUGGGGGUAGUGGACAAGCAGGGUGUGACCGUCAACUCUACUUACACCAGCAACAUCACGACGUGCGACAACCAGAGGGAUGAGUGGAUAAACUCACAGCCUGAUAAACUUUACUUUGCCAUAACUGCCAUGCUCAAUGUCAACCUCAGUCACCCGUGGCCACAUUAUGUGACAGAAUUCCAAGUAGGGGUUGUCGGUGCCAGAGUCAGAAUGAUAAAAUCAUUCCUCAACGGAUCGGAAACAACAUUGAACACCACCAUUCUCGACACGACCCCCUACUGCCGUGCCAACGUCAGCACGUGGAAACCUGUGGUAGGUGGCGCUCUGUUGGACUGUGAAGCUACAGUUACCAUUCCUGUUGUUGACUUGCUGGAUGGUGAAAGAUUGUGUGUUGAAGUGGAGGCAUUAUCCGGCGGCUAUUACACAGUGGCAGACGACAAUAGAGUAAGACGGAACCAGGUAACCUAUCAGCAACAAUCAAAGAGGAAGAAAGUCUGCUUCUUGUACGAUCAGACCAGACCGGUGCACUGCUCUGAACUACCCGGAAGUUGCGACAGCAAGCCACUUAGCCUCUCCUCACGCCUGACCCGCACUCCUAGUAUCCGGGUGUCUGUAAACGGGUGGCUGGAUCCCGCCCCUCAAGGUCGAGCUGACGGGUCUGCCAAGCUGCCUGCUUCCCACAUCGAUCAUUACCGGUUAGAGGUUCACGCUGUCAACGUAAACCUCACGACUCUAACUGUACAGGAUGAAGCUGCGCCUAACUUGACGAAGGAGUGGGAGGCAGACUUGGUGUCGGCAGGGGGCCCAUAUGAGGUAGAGCUGUCCCUUCCAGGAGACAGGCCCCAGCUGUACGCCAUCAUCCUGGAGGUCCACGAUCUCGCCGGGAACGUCGCCUACGCGCGCCGCCUGGUCAUGUUCGAUAACUCGUCUUCUGUGAUGCUUCUUGAUUCUGCAACCGUGCUAGUCGUGUCCGCUGACCCCAGGUCCCACUACAGAUGGCAAACAGACAUCUCAAGAAACGUGUGUCUGGAAUGGAAACACAGGUUCUAUAACUCUGCUCUAAGAAGCAGCAACUGGCUACUUCCUGUACAGCACGACACUGGCCGAAACAUCCGAGGCGUCUAUGACCAGAUUUCUGGAACCCUGCCUGUCAGCGGCACCGACAACAUCAAUGGGGUGGUUACAUUCGAGGUCAUGUGGAGUGUAGACGGAGGGUCAAGGUCAUCACCAAUCAAGGUGACUGACUUCCAUUCCGAAAGCAUCUGCCUGAGUCAGCCACUGUUGGACGGUCAGACGUACGUUAUCUGGAUCCGGGCUGUUGACAUCAUGAAUAAUUCUAAAGAAGACAGCGUGCAAGUCAGCAUCGACCACACAGGCCCUAUAGUCAGCCUGCUGGGACUUCAGGAUCAACUAGGCCAAGACGUGCUGUACGUGCACAACUCCACUGACCUCUCCACCAUGAAGCUCCGAGUGCAUGCGGCAGACACCCACAUGACCUUGCUGAUGACCUGGUACUGGAGCUAUAGAGUUCAGAGACUGAGUAAUGAGAUGGACUGCACCACCACCAACGCCAGCUGCUACUGCCCAGUCGUCGGUGUGUGUGAGAUCGAUGACUAUGUCAUCACCUUCAACAGCCUGACGAAGAACCACACCCACGAAGGGCUCCAUCAUCGAGAAUAUUUCAUCACGGUCAAGGCCACUAACAACGCAGGUCUUCACGCCCUCAAAAAGAUUGACAUUCUUGUUGAUGCUACUCCGCCCACAGUGGGAGUGGUAUGGGAGGGGCUUAGUGAGAACGAGAAGGGGGACGUGGACUUUACCAGCAGCCGCACCCUGCACGUGCGUUGGCAUGGUUUCCAAGACCCCGAGAGCGGCGUUGUCCUGUACCGUGUGACUUUGUCUCGGCAAUGUUUCCCGCAGGAAGACAAAGAGAUGGCCCACAAUGCCACGUACAUUCGAAAGGGCGACAUGGCCACCUUGACGUUUCCCCACGAAGGUCACUAUUACGUCAGUGUGGUGGCUUACAAUGGCGCCAUGUCCCCGUCAUCAGUGGGGUGUUCAGAUGGAAUCACCUUUGACACCACGCCCCCACACUUACACAACGUCACAGUUGCUGGCGCUCGUGUCAGGCGGGCGAUCACGUGCACACAGUCCGGACAACCCUGGCUCAUCAACUCUAACCUCACUUGCGUCAGACUGUCUCCGACUGCAGCGUGUACCCGGGUGUGCAACUCGUCUUCUGUACAAAUCACUCAUCUUCCGGUGACGUCAGGGCAGAUAAUCGAGAAAGACGUGUCUGAGGCGUUAUGCCGACAGCUUCCGGAAAUGACCCAAGAUGAAUACGUGAUGCUGCCUUCCGACAACUUGCGGGUGCAGUGGUCUGGGGAAGACGAGGAGAGUGAGAUGGAGGAGUACUGGGUUGGUCUAGGUCGAGACAGGUCCACAGCCUCAGCACCAGACCUGCAGCCCCUGACACCAACACACGGAAGGCAGGUCUUCCAUGUGACCCACACUGGUCUGGGUCACGGCGAUAUCUUCUACCUCUUCCUGCGCGCACUCAGCAAAGCCGGUCUUGAAAGGCAGCUGACCAUUGGACCACUCAUCAUUGACGUCACACCGCCUGAGGUCACCCAGCCUCUGACUGCCUUCGUGGAGAAUGGCCACCUGGUGGCAUCCUGGACCCGGGGCGUCUUCACAGACCCCGAGCAACCCAAAGGAACAAACUUCAGCUACACAUUCCGUGUUGGAUAUGAUGGUGGGUUCGUGACCCCCUUCCUCACCCUGCCGCAGUGGGACUACUGUAGCACAGAGAACGUGACAGGGUGCAUACGCUACCCGGUGUCAGAACUAUACAGCCAUGACACAAUUCGUGGUCUCCACUUCUUUUUCCAGCUUCAUGUGACUAACGCUGCUGGUCACAUGACCACCGUCAACACGUCAUCAGUACGCCUUCCCGACCACCUUCCACCAGCAGGCGCCGUGGUGCUUGACGUCACGAGGUGUGCUCUUGCUGCAGCAACAUCCACAUCAGAAUCAACUCCUACAUCAGCGUCGCUAUUAAGAUCAGAUUCAACUACUGCGCCUCUCUCAGGUAGAAUUAUAUCAAAGAUGUUGAUAACAGAAGACGAUGACAGCGAUGAUGAUCACGCCUGCUACCUACCAGAAGACGUGGACGUUGUUGUACAAAGAAGCCUUGUGUGUGCGGCGUGGGAGGGAUUCAAUUCCGACGAUAAACUGUCGUUUAAGGUGGGCAUAGGAACACGACCUGACACGGACAAUAUUGCUUCAUUUUCCCGCGUCACGGUCCAAGACGUCUUCUGUUUGAAUACGAGCUCACUUCCUGUCUACACCAAACUGUUUUCCGUCGUCAUGGCAACAAACACAGUAGGGACGAAUGUAUUUUCUUCAGAUGGCUUUAUUGUCGUUCCAAUGCACGACCAGAACAAUCAUCUGAUGGUCUUUAGCGGAAAGGGGUGCGGGCUUAAUGACGUUUUCAAAUCACUUGUUCUUGCGCCAACUGUCAACAACACUAUGAUGACACUGGGCGAAAGAGAGGCUGUUAUGCCGGGGGACAUAAUUUUUGUUCAGUUUCAACCAUUUCUUGAGGACGUCGUAUUUAGAGGCGCCGCUUUGUUGCAGACAACACUUACAGGCUACCAACUAGCUGUACAGUCAAGCACUUUGACAGCUGCUUUACCCAGAGCUGUGUCUAGCAACACGACGGUCAAGGUCAUGAACUGUGUGAAGGACACACCUGUUCUGCCAGCGACCAUCAGUGACGUCACGGUCACUUGGGAGAUGACCGGCCAAUGGAGGACGCUGACCAAACGUCUGCAGGUCGACCUUGUGGACGAGAGCUGCAUGGCGCGUGCGGUCAAGAAGGAAAAGGAUGUCAGGGUCCUGUGUCGUGUCACCUCUCUCGAUGUGACGGCGAGUGAGAGUGACGUCACAUUCCGCGGCCUCCGCCUACUACCCGGUCACCUGUACUCGGCCAGCGUCAGGCCAUGCUUUGAUCUCACCUGUUUACCUGCCGUUUCUUCACAGUCUUUCAGCGCGAUGAAAACGUUCCCAUUGCUUAUAGACAACAUCACCAUGGAGAAGAGUGACCAGGAGAUGGAGAUCACAUUUAACGCUCACGUGGAAUCCACCAUUGACCUUGGAACAUCAGGCCACACCUGUGUGUUCACCUGGUCUCUAGCCAGAGACCCACGCAGUUUGACACUGAUUGCAGGACCCCAGGUGCAAACAGCACUCAGCUGUUCUGACAUAAGGGUGAACAGCCGGCUGCACGACAUCGGGAUCGAGAGGGGUACAGUGUUCGUCUGUGUACAGCUGGCCUUUCCCUGGAGGUCUGAGGCUCCAGUUUGUCACAAAGUACCACGCCCUGCCAACUCGCCAGGAGACGGCCAGUUCCAUGUCAUCGAGCUUCCCCAAGACGAGCUGGUCAAAGCCAACAUCGAUGACUUAUUACACAGCCAGGAGUUGGGAAGCAAGCUAGACGAUCUGUACGAUCUGGACAUGGAUUUUGCUAGAAGUGACAUCACCAUUUCCGCUUUCCUGACCAACAGCUUGAACAGAAACGUCACGUGGUUUCUAAUGAGGAAGAAUCGCGCGCCACCUGGAGGCAACUGUGCCAAUGACCCGAACUGCGUGACGUCUGGACGAUCGAACGACGGCAAGAUUUUGUUCCCACGAGAGGGCGCUGGCCUACAAGAUGGAACGCUGUACUUCGUCUGCGCCAUGGUGGCGUCAAGGGAGGUCACUGACGACAGACAUCGAGUGGAGACCGAGGUCUGUGGAGAUGGUGUCGUCAUCGAUGACUCCCCGCCUACCAGAGGUUCGGUGACUAUUGCUAAUGUCGAAUCUGGAUUUCUCUCGGACAAUGGCCGCCUGAUGGUCACGUGGUCUGGAUUUUCUGACGUAGAAAAAGAAAUCCUGACUCUCCCUGAUGACGCCACCAUGAAUUUCUCCGUAGCCCUUGGAAGCUAUCCCGGGGGUGAAGAUAUUACCCCGUUUGUUCAAACUGGACUUCGAAUAGCCUGGAAAUUUCAAGAUCUCAACAUUCCUUCUGGAACUACCUGCAUUGCAACAGUGAAAGCGGAAGAUCGAGUAGGAGCCGUGACAGAGGCUUGGUCAGAGGUCCUUGUCAUUGACAACUCGCCACCUACUGAAGGGCAUGUGGUCGUAGGGUUGGUAACUGACAAUGAAGUUAUUUCAGCGGCAAAUAUACCCGUUCACUGGGAAGGGAUCGAAGACAAAGAAAGCGGCAUUAAAAUGCUGGAGGUCGGUGUCAGUGCAAAGGACACAUACGAUGAGGUAAUUCCCUUUCAGCGUUGUCAGGGAAACUCGGUCGUCCUGACAAACACAUCUGCACUGACAGGAGGUCACGCCUACAUUAUUCUUGUCAAGUCUACCAAUGGAGCCGGCUUGUUUACACUGACGUCAUCAAAACCCUUCGUUGUGGACAGUUCUCCUCCGGGUCCCGGGAUGGUGUGGAGCAGCGAGCGCUCGUCAAGCGAGCACCGGUCAUACAGCCAAGUCAUCGGGCAAUACCCGGUAUAUUGGUCGGGGUUCCAUGACCCAGAAUCGGGCCUGGCCUUCUUUAGGGUUGGACUCGGCUCUGAACCUUUUGAAACUGACAUCGAGUCUUUUGUCUACGUGGGAUUACGAACAUCAUACACCUGGCGACGUGAGUUCCAGCAAGGUAAACCCUACUACGCCAUAGUCCAAGCCUGCAAUGGCGCCAACCUCUGUCGUGUGACGUCAUCAACCAGCCUGACCUUUGAUACCUCUCCGCCCACCGUUGGACACGCGACAGUUGGUUUCGGAGGCCGUCACAGCAAGUUCUUCGGACACAACACUACGCUAGUGGCGCAAUGGACCGGAAUCUCUGACCCCCAGACCGGAAUUCAAGAGAUGGCAUGGUGUGCUGGUAAAACACCAGGGACAUGCGAUGUCGUUCCCCUCACGCCCACCAUGUUAGCUCGCGGCGUCCUCGUGUCCGAUCUUGCACUUCCGGUGGCCACGCCUCUGUACGUCACAGUUCGAGCCCACAAUCCUGCAGGCCUGCACUCCGUCACUGUCUCUAACAGCUUUGUGGUGGACGUUACGCCACCAGAAGUGGUUACUGUCCCGUACUUCUUAUCUCUGCAAAACGGAAGUAAAUCUGAAAGACAGUGGGACCGCUCUGUCCUCCUCCUAGCCUGGCAGUUCAGGGACCUCGAUAGCCCAGUGGUCAGUCAUGUUGUCAAUGUUGUCAGUCAGCAAAGAGGACGCCUUAUCACAGAGCCAGUCAUCCUGGGAGCUGAUACAAAGCUGAGCAUUAAUCUGGGCAAAGAAAACUUGCUAGUUGAUGGUGACCUCUACUGGACAACAGUCACGGCUUGCAAUGCUGCUGGGCUCUGUACGACAAGCACUUCCUCCCGCCUUUUCGUGGACUCCACCCCUCCUUUUCAGGGUACCUUCAGAUCCCCCUUAACGUGGAAAUUUGAAAAUGUCACUGGUGGGGUUAUGGCUGCUGUUGUAAAUGUCACGUGGCAAGACUUCACUGACCCGGAGUCUGCAGUUGUAUCCUAUUACGUCAUUGCUGGCAGGGCAUGCAAUGGAGAGGAGCUCUCUAACGGUCCUGUGACUGUCGUUCAUGACAACGGCACAGACAUACAGCAUCUCUCGCUUGUCAUGUCGAGCAGCCUCCUGCCAAAUGAUGUCAUCUUCUUGGGACUCCUGGCUGAAAACCACGUGGGCCUCAAGAGCGAAAUGGUGCGAACAGCGUUUAAGGUGGUGUCUGGUCCUGGUCCAUUCAGAUUAUUAGCACUGCGCUACUCUUGUCCUGUCUCCUACUGCACGCACGAUUGCGCCUGUGCUUCUACAGGCCAAGUGUGUGCACGUGCUUUAGAGACUUGCAGACAGAUUGAUCCCAGUGACCUAGCAAACUUCCAGGUUACUCCUCGCAUCGGUGGUGGAGCAGUGCCUCAAGUGUAUUCGACAUCAGUCAAAUGUCUGGAGGGUCACUGGUCAAUGUCUGGGACUGACUUAAUCAGCAACGUAUCCAGGUUUGAGUGGAGCCUCAGCGAGACCAACGGGAGCGCUGGAGAGAUGCUAACAAGCUGGCAGGACGUGGGACUCACCAUGGAGAUGACAUACUGCCUGCCGGGAGAUCAUGUGCUGACUUCUGGACUCAGUUACGUGCUUAACGUGCGGACCUGGUUGUCCAGCGACAGUUGCGUGACCUUCCACUCGGUACCCGUGUCUGUUGACAGUACUCCCCCCUUACUCUCACGUGGAAAGACGGUAAUCGAGUCCAACAGCACCUGUGAGCAAGACGUUGAUUACCUCAGCUCUGUGUCAAACAUCACGGCCUGUUGGAGCGGGGUCUUCAUAGAUCGUGACAGCGCCAUUGUUGCUUAUGAGAUAUGGAUCGGCACUUCUCCUUUCGCCGACGACUACGUGAAGCCAACUUCUGUAGGCCUGAGUACCACGUACACACUGUCAUCAGACAGAAUGGAGAAGGGAACGCGCUAUUACGUGACAGUACGUGCCGUCAACGGGGCCGGGCUGGUGAGGUCAGCGGUGUCAGACGGCGUGCUGCUUGACGUCGUUCCUCCCAUCGCUGGCGUCGUCUUUACGGGGCUACGUCACACCAGUCACCUGGCUCAGAGCUCCACCACCUCCCUGUCUGCCUCUUGGCAUGGUUUCCAGGACACCCACUCGGCAGUCAAGUCCUACCACCUCGCUCUUUAUGAUGCUGAUGAUGCCAGCAAGCCACUGGUGUCCUUCCGCGAUAUUGGCUUCACGAAAGAGUACCAAUUCCAAGGCCUGACACUGCAGCACAAUCGCAGGUACAAGGUCGUUGUCAAAGCCCGUGACGUGGCAGGACUGGACAGUCAGCCGGUGUGGUCGCCGGCAAUUUUGGUGGACACCACAGCACCUGAGGGCGUUACCUGCACACACUUCGACGUUUUGCAAGAAAAAGUUCUGAACUACACUCAGACGACGUCUGUCCUCAGUGGUGUGUACAAAGAAGACUUCAGCGUGCAGAGCUCAACUAACAAGUUGAUCAAAGUGGAUGUUGUCGCUCUCAACACAGGUCCAAGAGUAAGAGGGUUUGUUGACGCCGCAGAGUUCAAAAUGCCGUUAGCGUUUAACUUUGCCUCACCUGCAAACGCAACGGCUGAGCACGUGUUCAUUCAAACAGCAGGAGCUAGCCAGGUGGUCACUGUUCACAUCUACGCGACCUCCAGUUCUAAAAUCCAGGUGAGGCUGUCUGUCUGUUCUCAGCAGACCAUGACCGUUUCAGGCGCCAUCAUCAUCAGUCAGCUGACGCAGUCCUCCGUGUCGGUCUGCACGCUUGUGCAAGACCCGCAAUCAGGAAUCAGAACUCUGAUGGUGGGCGUAGGAACGACACCGGAGGGUCUCCAAGUACAACCUUUAACCUCCGUAGGUCACAGCGGUCACCUCCUUUUCGAUGUGCACGUGCAGGAUGGCGCACCUCUGUACGCCAAUGUCGUGGCACAGAACGGCGCCGGACAACGAGUUCUCUUCACCUCCAGCGCCAUCUAUAUGGACAGAACCCCGCCAGUCGUGUCCAAUGUCAAGGUGAAGCUGAUAUACGAAGGUCAAGGCAGCGAGUUGACGGUGUGGGCGGAGGCCGAGUGGAGAGCGGAGGACAAGGAAAGUGGCAUCCUCCUCUGCACCUGUGAACUAAAGGGAGCCACACCUGUAGUCACACCUGGCGUUACGUCGGCUCAAGCCACAACUGACGUCACCCCAGGCACUUGCCGUUGGCUGCUUCAACAGCCAAGACAUUUAGCACCUGUUGAGGCUAAAGUGACCUGUCUCAAUAAAAUUCAGAUGGCGUCUACAGUAACAUCGCAUCCUGUCCUUGUUUUGUUGCAAGCGCCGGACAUGACAACGGUUACAGUAAGAGCACUCAACAAUAACCCCAUCGUAUCACCUUUUGACGAGUGUGACCCGGAAGUGCGCUCCAAAACAUCAGACCUAGAGUUGACCUGGCGGGGUGGCGAUGACCCCAGUAUGGAUCUCUAUCACUACAGGUUCCUACACGACUCGCGUCCCUUGACCGAGUGGUUUUCCCAGAGUGUUAGUAAGACCUCGGCUAUUCUGAGAAUGGACGAGAACAUAGCACCUGGUGACGUGGUUGUUGCUGAAAUUAGAGCCAGCAACGCCAGAAACAUGACAUCAGAAACCGUCUCAACCACAAUUCGGCUGGAUGACAGGAAACCAGUUCUGACAGGAAAGAAUGCAUCCGUAGACUGGGCUGCCCAUGACCUAUAUUUAGACUGGCGUGACGUCUUCAACGUCACCGUGACGUGACUACUUGGUCUUUGCUGGUACCGCCAACGGUUAUGGUGAUGUCAUUAACCACGUGACUCUCAAGGAUACCUCUUACAGACAAACACUACCAAGGCGGAUGCAUGACGUGUUUAUCUGUAUACAGGCUGUUUAUCCUAACGGUCGCUUCGAGAAAUAUCUGGCAGAGCUCACCGUCUAAACAUCGCCUUGGCUCAGUCCCGUAAAUAUCGGUUUAUAAGGCGUAGCCACCAUUUCUUUUUAAAUCUCUUCUUUUUUUCCUAAAUUAGCCGGACUGGUUUAUAAGCCACAAAUAUAUAUAUAGCAGAUACGUUGGCAGUCUCCAUCAAGUGCUGAAGAUCGUCGUCUUUGUUCAGGCCGAGACAGACUAGAUGAAGAUCAUUGUCGUUGUUCAGGCCGAGACAGACUAGAUGAAGAUCAUUGUCGUUGUUCAGGCCGAGACAGACUAGAUGAAGAUCAUUGUCGUUGUUCAGGCCGAGACAAAUUCCUUCUACAUCCCAAUAUUCUCCGCCAAGAGAUGAUCUUUGACCUCUAUCUGGUGUAAUGGAGCUUGUGGAAUACCCAAGUUCUAUUCUACAUUCAGCCUAUCUUACUAGCUUCAAAUUUUCAAUAUUUUAGCCCACGUUUACUUACACUAUAUUAGGUCUUUCGUGUUUUGGUUAACACCUGUUUUUUCUGUUACUGAUAAAUAGAAACAAGAUUUGGUCAAUUAUUGACACAAUUAUCGUACAAAUAAAGAAGACUGAAACAAUA